Molecule: messenger RNA, 1344 nt
Organism: Hemisphaericaspora subhashii
Lineage: Eukaryota; Fungi; Ascomycota; Pichiomycetes; Serinales; Debaryomycetaceae
Gene: RPT1
Product: proteasome regulatory particle base subunit
Exons: 1
Coding region: 1-1344 (447 amino acids)
Biological process (GO): proteasome-mediated ubiquitin-dependent protein catabolic process
Cellular component (GO): proteasome regulatory particle, base subcomplex
Molecular function (GO): proteasome-activating activity; ATP binding; ATP hydrolysis activity
Source: RefSeq, a predicted model, not a curated record
AUGCCACCAAAAGCUGAUUGGGAUAAAUAUAUAGCGCCAACUGAAGAUGACGAGAAGAAUCAAGAGAAAAUCGUUCCUUUAUCAGAAGGUGAUAUUCAAGUAUUGAAAACGUAUGGAGCAGCACCAUAUGCCAAUCAAUUAAAAGAAAUUGAAAAGGAUUUAAAAGAUAUCGAAGAGAGAAUAAAGGAAAACAUCGGAGUGAAAGAAAGUGAUACCGGAUUAGCACCUCCACAUUUAUGGGAUGUGGUUGGAGAUAAACAAAGAAUGCAACAAGAACAAUCAUUACAAGUUGCAAGAUGUACCAAGAUCAUUGAAGCAACUCAACAAGCAGCUCCUACUAGUGGGUUACAAAACGCUGAUUCUAAAUCCAAAUAUGUCAUUAAUAUAAAACAAAUUGCCAAAUUCGUGGUAGGAUUAGGAGAACGAGUAUCUCCUACUGAUAUUGAAGAAGGUAUGAGAGUUGGUGUUGAUAGACAAAAAUAUGAAAUCCAACUACCAUUGCCACCAAGAAUUGAUCCUUCAGUGACAAUGAUGACAGUUGAAGAAAAGCCAGAUGUGACAUAUAGUGAUGUGGGUGGUUGUAAAGAACAAAUUGAAAAAUUAAGAGAAGUUGUUGAAUUACCAUUAUUGAGUCCUGAAAGAUUUGUUAAAUUAGGAAUUGAUCCUCCUAAGGGUAUUUUAUUAUAUGGUCCACCAGGUACUGGUAAGACUUUAUGUGCAAGAGCUGUUGCAAAUAGAACUGAUGCUACAUUUAUAAGAGUCAUUGGUUCUGAAUUGGUGCAGAAGUAUGUUGGUGAAGGUGCAAGAAUGGUUAGAGAAUUAUUCGAAAUGGCCAGAACUAAGAAGGCAUGUAUUAUUUUCUUUGAUGAAAUUGAUGCUAUUGGAGGUGUAAGAUUUGAUGAUGGAGCAGGAGGAGAUAAUGAAGUGCAGAGAACAAUGUUGGAAUUGAUUACUCAAUUAGAUGGGUUUGAUCCAAGAGGUAAUAUCAAGGUUAUGUUUGCAACAAAUAGACCUAAUACAUUAGAUCCUGCCUUAUUGAGACCAGGUAGAAUUGAUCGUAAAGUCGAAUUCUCAUUGCCUGAUUUAGAUGGUAGAGCAAAUAUUUUUAGAAUUCAUUCUAAAACCAUGAGUUGUGAAAAGGAUAUUAGGUGGGAAUUGAUUUCAAGAUUGUGUCCUAAUGCUACUGGUGCAGAAUUAAGAUCAGUUUGUACAGAAGCAGGUAUGUUUGCAAUUAGAGCAAGAAGAAAGGUUGCUAAUGAAAAAGAUUUCCUUAAAGCGGUUGAUAAGGUCAUCAAGGGUAACUUGAAAUUCAGUUCUACAAGUGAAUAUAUGCAAUACAAUUAG